AUGACUGGCGGCGUCACCGUUCGCGAUGUUGAUGCGCAGAAGUUCGUCAACGCCUACAGCGCUUUCCUCAAGCGUCAAGGCAAGCUCCCAGUCCCCGGUUGGGUUGACACAGUGAAGACCGGUCCUUCGCGCGAGAUGCCGCCCCAGAACAUCGACUGGUACUACGUACGUGCUGCCGCAGUCGCGAGACACGUAUACAUGCGGAAGACAGUUGGUGUUGGCCGGCUCCGAAAGGUCCACGGCAGUGCCAGAAACCGCGGUGUCGCCCCCUCCCACCACGUUGAUGCCAGCGGCAGCGUCGACCGAAAGGUUAUGCAAUCCCUUGAGAAGAUCGGUGUCUUGGAGCAGGACGAGGAGAAGGGUGGUCGCAGAAUCACCCAGUCCGGCCAGCGUGAUUUGGACCGAAUCGCCCAGACUGUUGCCGAGGCCGAGGAGGAAGACGACGAGGAUGACGAGUAA
Anthostomella pinea is the source of this 459-nucleotide messenger RNA. The record is from the annotation of a GenBank genome assembly. Lineage: Eukaryota; Fungi; Ascomycota; Sordariomycetes; Xylariales; Xylariaceae.